UCGGGUUCGGUGUUCAGUCAACGCGUUCUAUCUCACACAUACGCAGCUACGCACUUAUUCGUUAUUUAAGAUGCGUGGAUCUACCAUAACUUUAGCAGUGUUGGCUGCAAUUGCCUUCCUAUAUCAGACCGAAGCAGCGGCAAUCGAUGAAUCACCAUCAACUGCAACAUUAGAUGAGUCAAAAUCCGAUGGUGCAGCAAAUCUUUUGGAUGUCGAUGCGGGCGGUGAACAUGGCAACGAUGCACCGAGAGCGGCUCGUCAGUAUGGCUACGGCUGGUCAUAUGGUUGGGGUCAUCCAUGGAGCUACUAUAGUAGCUCCUGGGGCCGUCCAUGGGGUGGCUACGGUUGGGGCGCAUGGGGUGGUUAUGGAGGUGGUUGGGGCCGUCCAUGGAACUACUGGGGCUAAGUAAACAUAUUUAUUUUUGAAAUUUGCUAUUUUCACUAAUUAAUUGGCUUUUGGUUAAGAAAUAUGAAACAAGAAAAUGAUUUUUGAUUUCGUUAAUUUUAUACUUUAAGGAUUUGUGUUGAGAUGUGAGAGAUGCAAAUGUGUACUUUAAUAAAAAUUCUUCGAAUUGGUAGACCUUUUUAAAGAUAUGCACAAUUUGUGGUAAAUUAA
This is a messenger RNA of Rhagoletis pomonella (apple maggot), 616 nucleotides long. RefSeq names its product protein suex-1-like. The transcript has a single exon. The record is from RefSeq and is a predicted model, not a curated record. Lineage: Eukaryota; Metazoa; Arthropoda; Insecta; Diptera; Tephritidae. The coding region runs from base 71 to 406 and encodes 111 amino acids.